This is a messenger RNA of Gadus morhua (Atlantic cod), 3247 nucleotides long. It is a transcript of the gene ankzf1, whose product is annotated as ankyrin repeat and zinc finger peptidyl tRNA hydrolase 1. The transcript is spliced from 20 exons. NCBI's taxonomy places the organism in Eukaryota, Metazoa, Chordata, Actinopteri, Gadiformes, Gadidae. Bases 805 to 3051 code for a protein of 748 amino acids. Gene Ontology annotation, biological process: ERAD pathway. Gene Ontology annotation, molecular function: protein binding. The record is from RefSeq and is a predicted model, not a curated record.
GCGCAACCAAACCCCGUGCGAACAUGCAGCAGCGCCGAGGGGUUUUGUACCGAGGGACAGAAUAUCGAAAUAAACCUACAUAAAGGCAUGUUUGAGGCACAAGAGCAGGCGAAUGCUCAGAAGUCUCGCCAAUGCGACGCGCUCAAAGUGGAGAGGAUUCGUGUGGAGAAAGCCAUCGCGGAAUGUUCCAAACUUUUCUACAUGUGUCCUCGCAGCAACCAGGACAUGGAGCGGCGGGUUGCCAUGGUGGUGGAGUGGGGCGCAACAGGGGACGCGCUCCUCGAGUUAGAAGAGUUGACGAGUCACAUUGCAGAAUUGUCGUGUAGCCCCGACGGAAAGCGUGGUACUGGUCGGACUGUCGGUCCAGACCCUCUACAGGACGUGGAGGACUGCGCCUCGGAGAAGGUGGAGAUCCUCCGUGCUCAGGUCCUGGAGGUGAAGCGGUCGUUAGAGGAUGUACGCUCUCGUUCCCUUGCCGCUGCAACUAAACCUGAUCGCACCGACCACUAAACGAAGUCGUACAAAGCGAGCGCUAGUGACCAACGUCAGAUAGGCUUUAACAUUGUAACAUAUUAUUAACACUAAUAAACAUUUGAAUGCUCGUUAUCGUGUCAAGGCAUAUUUGUUGAUUUCACGAUGCGCAUUCUGAAACGCCGAACUGAACCAGCUCAGGCUUCCGUAGAAGCGGAAAUCAUGUCUGUGUUGAUGUCAGAGCAAGUUUCUUAGCUGAAUUACGAGGUUUUCAGAUCCUAUGUUGGUGUCUGGCGGCUGCUAGCAAACUAAAUGAACUAAACUGCUCGGACAAUGGCCACCUCCAAACAGUUCUUCUCCCUGUUUGACGGCUGUCUUCAACACAACCCUGAGGAUGGACUCAGGGAGGUGAGAAUCUUUCAGGACCAGGCGGCUGUGGUCGAGCCUACUUCAAAUGCGGUGCUCUCCGAGAAGGGGGAACGAGAGCCCCCUCUCAUGAGUGACGGGCAAGAUAAGAUGGUCUGCACAACCUGUCGCCUGCCGCUCAAUAACCGCGAGGAACAGAUGGAGCACUACAAGCUAGACUGGCAUCGCUUCAACCUAAAGCAGAGGGUGACCGGACUGGCGCCCGUCACGGUGGAGGAAUUUGAGAAAAAGACAGGGGCUGGCGACAUGUCCAGUAUCUCCGGCUCCGACUCCGACUCUGAGGAUGAGGAGGAGGAGGACGGCGACUGGCCAAGGAGGGACGUCACCGUCCCCGGUGCUGACGACGACGACGAGGAUUCGUGGGCUCAAUCCGGCCGUAAAUCCACCCAGCUGGCCUUCCAGAACUCAGAUGGGCAGUAUCUAGUCGUUCAACGCUGCAUCCUCAUGGGCAAGUCGGACGAGGGGGAAGUGGACUUGGUGGAUUGCCUGAAGGCCGUCACGGCGCAGACCGUUUGGGUCGUUCUCAUGACCGGUGGAGGUCACUUCGCUGGAGCCGUCUACAGAGGGAAAGAGGUCAUCCAGCACAAGACGUUCCACAGGUACACGGUGCGAGCCAAACGAGGAACCGCUCAAGGGGUCCGUGACGCCCGCGGCAACGCGCCAAAGUCUGCCGGCGCCGCGUUGAGACGCUACAACGAGGCGGCGUUACUCAAGGACAUCCAGGAGCUUCUGGAGAGUUGGGCUGAGCUUCUUCAAGAGGCCUCUGCUAUCUUCCUCCGGGCUCCGAGCUACAACAAGACCAUCUUCUGCGGAAAGGACGCCCCCCUGGACAAAAAGGACCCCAGGAUUCGCACCAUGCCCUUUGCCACGCGGAGAGCCACCUUCCGAGAGGUGCAGAGAGUCCACCACCUGCUCUCCAGCGUUCAGAUCUUUGAGAAGGACACAGACCUCUCCCUGAUCUUCAGUCCUUCAAAGAAACAUUGGAAAAAGAAAUUGACUGAAAAAUCGAAUUCCAGUGAAGAGAAAGAAGAAGAACCUGAGAGUUCAGAUGAUGAAGAGUUGGGUGAGUCCAUUCUGGAGACGGUGGAGGUGGAGCUGGGAACGCUCCAUCUGCGAGAGUUCGAAGUCCACCCCUCCCGACACAGGAAGAAGAGGAGGAAAAAGAAGGAAGCGAACAAAAUGGACGACGAAGAACUGAACUUAAUGGAAGCCGGUGAGAAGCUGAUGGAUGAAGAGGAGGAGGAAGAGGACGAGGUGGUGCUGCAGACUGCACCUCCUGAGGACGCCUCAGAAGAAAUGCCAACGAAGAAUAAAGCAAAGAGGAAAGCAAAGAGCAAAAAGAAACCAGUGGAAGAACCCCCAGACAGCGUGGCCGAGUCCUGGGAGUACGGCCUGAGGGACGGCCUCUUCACGGCCUGUAAGACGGGGGACGUGGACGGGCUCCUCCGGCUCCUCCACCCUCCGGGUCAGCCGGGGGUGGAGGUGGGGGUGGAGGGGGGGACCUCGGAGGUGGAGAGGGGGACCUCGGAGCUUCCGUCGGCGCUGGCUCUGGUCAACAAACCGCUGGACGCGUCAGGGUUCACGCUGCUGCACGUCUCCUCCGCCGCCGGGCAGAGGGCGGUGGUGCAGGUGCUGAUGGACGCCGGGGCUGACCCAGCCUGCAGAGAUAACAAAGGGCAGACGCCCUAUCUGGUGGCCCCUGAGAAGGACACGAGGAACGUCUUUCGUAAAUACAUGGCGGACAACCCUGACAAGUACGACUACAGCAAAGCCCAGGUUCCCGGUCCGCUCACGGAAGAGAUUGAACUAAAACAGACGGAGAAGAAAAAGGCCCAAAAGGCAGCGAAGAAGCAACGAGAAAAGGAGCAGAAGGAAGAGAAGAGGAAGCUGGAGCAGGAGGUGGAGGAGAAGAAGAGGUUUGCGUCUCUCACCGAUCGGGAGAAGAGGGCCUUGGCAGCAGAGAAGAGGUUCGCGGUGCAAGCAGCAGCGACAGACGGCCACCUUUCCAAUAUUAAGAGGUGUUGGCAGUGUGGGGAGUCUGUGCUGGGAAAGGUCCCGUUCCAGUACCUGGACUUCACCUUCUGCACUCCCCGCUGUGUCCAGGCCCAUCGCAAGGCCGGCACCACAUCCGCCCCGGCCAAAACCACUACGUAGAGCUAGACGCCGUAGAACCCAUCUACCUCACUGCUGCGGUGACAGGAGAGGGAGUUUGUGACGUCGAUUACCAUUCACCCAACAUUGUCUGAAUCACUCAUAAUGAAGGGCAUGGUAACAAAAAGCAAAGAAUAAUUUAUUUUACUGUUUCAAUGAAAUGCAAAGAGCAAGCAAUAAAAAAUAUAUUUCAAAAAUA